This is a messenger RNA of Microdochium trichocladiopsis, 1339 nucleotides long. RefSeq lists its product as uncharacterized. Lineage: Eukaryota; Fungi; Ascomycota; Sordariomycetes; Xylariales; Microdochiaceae. The record is from RefSeq and is a predicted model, not a curated record. The transcript has a single exon. The coding region runs from base 422 to 1252 and encodes 276 amino acids.
CUACCCACUGCGGAAUUGCAUCGCGACCCGCGGCCUGCCCCAGUUCCUAGCGCCUCAUGUGGAGGGCCCCCCGCUUUGGGGAAACCCUCUGGGGUAGCAAUGCCCGCGGCUGCCGGCCUCUCAUGCUCCUGUGGAUGCGAUGCGCCGGGAGAGCCAGGGCCUGCUGGUCCACCUGGUGGGUAGUGAUGGCACCACCACAAAGGGGCCACUGCAUGUUGCAAACUGUUCAAAUACCUCGUCAUCGCCCUUCAGCAUGUCUGUCCUAAGAAUCCCAGCCAUCCUCAGAAGAACGACAGAACACAAAGUGGCGACUUGGAAGGGACACCUCGCGGAGGCACAAAGUUGAACAACACACAAACACCUGCACGGCACUAUCAGACACCACCACCACCUUCCUCCAGGCUUACAAAUAUCCAACACCAUGUCGACAGCGUAUACCACCACAAAACGGCCUGCAGACGCCAUACCAGCCGAGUAUGCUGCUCAACGUCCAACCAAGCGGUCCCGGUCAACUCCAGAAGACGAUGCCGUCACUGCCUUGCUGAAGGCCGUCUAUCCCAACUGGACACCCGAAGAUCCUACUUUGCUCCAACGAAACGGCCUCGUCGGCCCUGAGAGACCCAUCCUCCGCGCCGUGGCCCCGAGGACACCACCACAACAGCAGCCGGCCACGGUGUCCCCAGCAAAGAUCUUUGGCCUUCGCAACACCGAGCACAACAUCCCCGAGAUAAUAGACGGGCCUUACUCGGAUUUUCUCGACCGCACCGGAGCUUGCUAUGAAUACUUUCCCCACGCGAUGUUGCGCAAGCUCGAGAGCGGCCGCAAGGUCUCGCAGCCCAUGACACCAGAGUCGCAGGCUUCAAACACAUCCUCGUCGGGAAUCUCUGCGCACGGCAUGGAGACACAACCAGCAUACGUGGUCAUGCACAGCCGCGAGCAAGGGUACGACCGCAUCAACAUGGGCUACCGGCUGCACGGCGUCUUCACCAACAUCGAUGCGGCCAACGUCAAGGUCAUGGAGCUCUUCCAGAAGCAAUAUCGCGAGUUUAUGAUGAUCAACACGCCCAAGGGGACCAUGAGCAGGCUCCGGAUACCAUUUAUCCAGUCUCGCGACGGGCCCGGCCACGGCUUUGACUCUGAUUGCCAGGCGUCAUGGUGGGUUGAUGGUUCAGGCUGUCUAGCUCUGCGGGCUUCGAACUGGGGUUCAGGCGAGGGCAAGGUCUACGUGAUGAAGCAGGACUUGUACAGCUGAGCGGAGGGUUGGGUAAAGCAGACGGGAGUCUGGAGCACGAGGAUAAUGAGGGAAGGCCUUACUGGCUGGGACGGGUCAAUUUCUCGG